AUGGUCAUAAGUGAUGAAUGGAAUUAUUAUAGAGAGGAUGAUAUGGUGAAAGUAAACUUUAUGAAGGAAAAACUUAUAAGUGAUGAUUGGUGGGAUAAAACAACUUACAUCAUUGAUUUCACAAAGCUCAUCUAUGACAUGCUUAGAGUACGUGACACUGAUAAGCCAUGUCUUCAUUUGGUAUAUGAGAUGUGGGAUUCCAUGAUUAAGAAAGUGAAGUGUGAAAUAUACAAGAACAAAAAACGUUUUCUUUCAGAUUUCAGUCCUUUUUAUCACGUUGUUUAUGAGAUUCUUAUAGCUCAUUGGACAAAGAGUUAUACUUCUCUUCAUUAUCUAGCUUAUUCACUAAAUCCAAGGUUUUAUAGUGAUAGUUUGCUAACCGUGUAUCCUGUUAGAGUUGCUCCUUAUAGAGACGAUGAAAUAUCUCGAGAGAGAAUGAAGGGAUUUCGUAGGUUAUUUCCAAAUGAUGAUGAUUAUGACAAAGUCAUGGAUGAAUAUGUUUGUUUCUCACCUAAGAGUGAGCCUUUUGAAGAUUUGAUUUCCCUUACAAAGAGGUAUUCUUCGAAUCCAAAAAGUUGGUGGGCUAACUUUGGUGUUGAAACUCCAUUGCUCCAAUCUUUGGCUAUCAAAGUGUUUGGACAACCUACUUCAUCUUCUUGUUGUGAAAGAAAUUGGAGUACUUAUUCCUUUAUCCACUCACUUAGGACGAAUAAGUUAAAUCUGAGUCGUGCUGAAGAUUUAGUUUACAUCCACUACAAUCUUCAUCUUUCAUCAAGGAGUUCUAGUCAUUAUGAGGAUGAGAAAACUAAGAUAUGGGAUGUUGGUGGUGUAGAUAAGAAGAAGAAAGUCCCUGAGGAACCAUUCGAGGACUUCAUCAAGUCAAAUGAGGGAAUAACUAAGAAGAAAGUGCCAGAGUUAAUGAGCUUUGAAGAUAAUGCCCCGCAUGAAGGUCUGGAGAGAGGAGUCAAAUCUAUUGCCGUGCCAGAAUGGUAG
This is a messenger RNA of Hibiscus syriacus, 993 nucleotides long. RefSeq lists its product as uncharacterized. The transcript is spliced from 3 exons. NCBI's taxonomy places the organism in Eukaryota, Viridiplantae, Streptophyta, Magnoliopsida, Malvales, Malvaceae. The coding region runs from base 1 to 993 and encodes 330 amino acids. The record is from RefSeq and is a predicted model, not a curated record. Gene Ontology annotation, molecular function: protein dimerization activity.